CACGGUAUACGCUAACGUGGCAACAAACGGUCAAUUUUUCCAUCGUUAAACUCCGUCUUCAGUAACCACUUUCAAAACCCUCCAAACGAAAACCAUCUUCCAUUUCGCAAUAAACCAAUGGCGGCUCAACCCAAACGAGGCGGAGUUUCCCUACCCGAGAGGCGAUCAGCCUCCAACCCCGAAUCCAACGUCCUCGCCCGGAUCACUUCCUCCCCCAUCGUUUCUCGCGGUAAGCAAGCCGCGAGCGACGCCGCUUUCGUCUCCAAGAAGCUCAUCCGCAGCACCGGGAAAGCCGCCUGGAUUGCUGGAACAACAUUCUUGAUCUUAGUUGUCCCUUUGAUCAUCGAGAUGGACCGUGAGCAGCAGUUCAAUGAGCUUGAGCUGCAGCAAGCUAGUCUCCUCGGUGCCCCGGCCACUGCACCCGCCAGUAAGUAAUCGGGUCGGAUUGUGUCAUACCAUGUCAGAGCUUGUUGGCUUUAUCAGUUUUCGGCCAUGUUUCAAGUCAUUACCGUCUAAAACCUUUUAGAUGUAGUUUAGGAGUUUAAAAUUCCCCCCCCCCCUUUUUUUGGUGAUUUUAAGCUUGAAUUUUCUAUGGAAUGUUAUUGG
Hibiscus syriacus is the source of this 606-nucleotide messenger RNA. RefSeq names its product mitochondrial import receptor subunit TOM9-2-like. Bases 118 to 435 code for a protein of 105 amino acids. Gene Ontology annotation, biological process: intracellular protein transport. Gene Ontology annotation, cellular component: mitochondrial outer membrane. The record is from RefSeq and is a predicted model, not a curated record. The transcript has a single exon. NCBI's taxonomy places the organism in Eukaryota, Viridiplantae, Streptophyta, Magnoliopsida, Malvales, Malvaceae.